Myotis brandtii (Brandt's bat) is the source of this 1118-nucleotide messenger RNA. RefSeq names its product CDC42 effector protein (Rho GTPase binding) 2 (gene CDC42EP2). The transcript is spliced from 3 exons. Lineage: Eukaryota; Metazoa; Chordata; Mammalia; Chiroptera; Vespertilionidae. The record is from RefSeq and is a predicted model, not a curated record. Bases 441 to 1082 code for a protein of 213 amino acids.
CAGAAACUACAUGAGACUCAGCCCUGCCCAUAAGGAACUCCUAACCAGGAGGAGGAGAAAAGAGAAAUUCUGAGGUGACCUCACUUCCAGCUCCUCAGCCCGGGACCAGGGAGACGCUCACAAGGGCAAGACCAGGGAGCACAGCUGCCUGCAAGGUCACCUUUCUGCUGCCAAUUCCAGUUCUCCACCCUUUUGGGAGAGUGUGACUUUCCUUAUCUCAACCCCCGGACUUCAGCCAACAGUUCAUCUUUCUUUUUCUAAGUCCUUGGGCCAACUUGGUGACCACGCCCCAUACCCGCUCUUAGCCCUUUGCAGGGUUUUGGUGUCUGAAAACCGCCCUCUGGGUGUUUCCGGUGGCGGGAGGAGGCAGCAGGAGCCUGUGGUCUCGGCGAGUGGACGGUCUCUGGCCUCGGCAGCCAGGCCUGGGCGGUGAGGUCACUAUGUCCACCAAGGCGCCCAUCUAUCUGAAGCGUGGCAGCCGCAAGGGCAAGAAGGAGAAGCUUCGGGACCUGCUGUCCUCGGACAUGAUCAGCCCGCCGCUGGGGGACUUCCGCCAUACCAUUCACAUCGGCAGCGGCGGCGGCAGUGACAUGUUCGGUGACAUCUCCUUCCUGCAGGGCAAGUUCCACCUCCUUCCAGGGACGGCAGUCGAGGGACCCGAGGAGGACGGCACCUUUAACCUCCCCUUCCCGUUCACCCCCGCCACCCUGUGUGGGCAGGAGCUCCCCGAAGGGCCGUCCCCUCUGCUCAAGAACGCCAUCUCCCUCCCAGUCAUCGGAGGGCCCCAGGCCCUCACCCUGCCCACCACCCAGGCCCCACCCAAACCCCCGCGCCUGCACCUGGAGACCCCUCAGCACUCCCCACAGCCCUCCCCGCAGGAGGCAGGGAGUGUGGACAUGUGGAGAAUUCCAGAGGCUGGCUCAGCCCAAAACGGGCUGACCCCUGAGUCAGGGGCUGAGGAGCCCUUCCUAUCCCACGCCAGCUCCCUGCUCUCCCUGCACGUGGACCUGGGGCCGUCCAUCCUGGACGACGUGCUCCAGAUCAUGGACCAGGACCUGGACCACACGCGGAUCCCCACAUAGGACCGAGGCGAGCCAGGCUGGAAGCCGAGGCUGGGG